AGUGGAAAAAUACAGCAGGGAAGUGGUAUACCUUGGACAUUUUUCAAGUGAGACGGCAUGGUGUGCAGACCAAUCCGGCAAUAAUUAGGUCAUAGAGGAGCCAAAGGAAACCAUAGCUACUUUGUUUCUCACUCUGGCUCUGCUCAUGACAUGUUGUUUGUGUAGAGAUUCUGCGGUACUACCGGCUGAGAGGAAUACUGAUCAGUUUGCUGUAAGCAACUCUUUGGGGGAGGGGGCUUUGUCAUGGAGGGAGAGUUCCGUAAAGGAAACAGCCUUGAGAUGCCCGGUCAUACAGAUAACAGUCUGGUGAAGAAGACACAGCUGCUGGAUCGGGGCCAAUGGGCAAACAAGUUGGAAUUUCUGCUGGCUGUAGCGGGAACUCUGGUUGGACUGGGAAACCUCUGGAGGUUUCCCUAUUUAUGCUACAAAAAUGGGGGAGGGGCCUUUCUGGUUCCAUACGUCUUGUUUCUGCUCUCUUGUGGUAUCCCGAUGUUCCUCCUGGAGACAGCCAUGGGACAGUACACAUCUCAAGGAUGUAUCACCUGCUGGAGGCACUUCUGCCCAUUGUUUGAAGGGAUUGGUUACGCUACCCAGGUCGUGAUUGCUUAUGCUGCAGUGUCGUACAUCAUCAUCCAGGCUUGGGCCUUCUUCUACCUCUUCUCGUCAUUCAGCGCUGAAGUCCCGUGGGCCAGCUGUAGGAACCCCUGGAACACAGAGUUUUGUGUUGAAUUUGAUAAAACAAAUGCAUCAUCCAAUUGGACAGCAAACGCUACAACGCCUGCAACAGAAUUCUGGGAGAGACGAGUGCUGGGUAUAUCUCAAGGGAUUGAAGAGAUUGGUAGCCUGAGGUGGGAGUUGGCCUUGUGUCUAUUACUGGCAUGGAUCCUGUGCUACUUCUGUGUUUGGAAAGGCGUGAGAUCCACUGGAAAGGUAGUUUACUUUACAGCCACUUUCCCCUACGUGAUGCUGGUGGUUCUGUUGGCUCGUGGGCUCACUCUACCGGGAGCUAUGGAUGGCAUAGCUUUCUACCUCUAUCCUGACCCGGCAAGGUUGGUGGACCCUCAAGUUUGGAUGGAUGCAGGUGCACAAGUUCUUUUCUCUUUUGGGAUUUGUCAGGGGAGCUUGACAGCUCUGGGCAGUUACAAUCAGUAUAACAAUGAUUGUUACAAGGACACAUUUGUUCUGUGUUUGGUGAAUGGCGGCUCAAGCUUUGUGGCAGGGUUUGCAAUCUUUUCAGUUUUGGGCUUCAUGUCCUAUGAACAAGGACUGCCGAUAUCUGAAGUGGCUGCUUCUGGUCCGGGCUUGGCAUUUAUUGCGUAUCCACGUGCAGUGGCCAUGAUGCCUUUGCCUCAGUUAUGGUCCAUUUGUUUCUUCAUCAUGGUCAUCUUGUUGGGUGCAGAUACGCAGUUUGUGAGCCUGGAGUGCCUGAUGACCUCUGUGACCGACAUGUUCCCCACCGUGUUUCGAAGAGCUUAUCGCCGAGAGUUGCUGCUGCUGUGUCUCUGCUCUGUUUGCUUCUUUCUCGGCCUCCUCCUCGUCACAGAGGGAGGCUUAUAUUUCCUUCAACUUUUUGACCAUUACGUUUGUAGCGGCAACAACCUUCUGCUUCUUUCAGUGUGUCAGUCGAUAGCAAUCGGAUGGAUAUAUGGCGCCGAUCGUCUUUAUGACAACAUUGAAGACAUGGUAGGCUAUCGUCCGUGGCCGCUGAUGAAGUACUGUUGGCUUUACAUUACCCCCGGUGUUUGUCUGGGUACUUUCGUCUUUUCAGUGGUGAAAUACAAGCCUCUCAAGUUCAACAAAACCUACACGUACCCGACCUGGGCGUAUGCUAUGGGCUGGUUCCUCGGACUGUUCUGUGUUUUCCUGGUUCCUCUGUGGAUCCUCUUUAAAGUCAGCCAGAUGAAAGGGACGAUAGGGCAGAACCUCCGGCAGCUUUGCCGCCCUGAAAACAAGACGAACAGCAACACUGCAAAGCAACCCGAGCAAUACCCCCUGAACCCCGACAACACUCUCACUCCUGCUGCCAACGAGUACAAAGCCAGUGGUGUAGCUGAGAUGGAGAUGCAAAUGUGA
Messenger RNA from Centropristis striata (black sea bass), 2073 nucleotides. RefSeq names its product sodium- and chloride-dependent GABA transporter 2-like. Lineage: Eukaryota; Metazoa; Chordata; Actinopteri; Perciformes; Serranidae. The transcript is spliced from 15 exons. Gene Ontology annotation, cellular component: membrane. Bases 244 to 2073 code for a protein of 609 amino acids. The record is from RefSeq and is a predicted model, not a curated record. Gene Ontology annotation, biological process: sodium ion transmembrane transport.